UGGGUUUGGUUGUAGCCUUCAGUGAUCCGCCGGGUAUGUUUGAAUCGAAAAUGAAAAGAGCCGACUUGUGUUCUGAUGAGUUGGAUUGUUUCGUUCUGAGUCGAUAACAAUUGAGACACGUCUCCCUGGCAACCGCAGCUUCUGCGAUUUCCACGGUGUUCGUUUAGAACGUUUAACUUGGUGCCAGUUUUAAACUUUCUCUUUGCGCUGGAUUGCGUCCUUAAGGCAUGGAUGUCUCGACGUAUUUAUGGUUUUUGUCGCUUUGCACGUGUCUGGCGCACGGGAAACCCACUCUCAGGAAAGAAAGAGUUCAUCACGAGCCUGAACUGAGCAGACAACCCCACGAAGAUAACCAGAGCUAUCAGUACGACCACGAGGCCUUUCUGGGCAAAGAGGAGGCCACCACAUUUGAUCAGCUCACCCCGGAGGAAAGCAAAGCUAGAUUAGGGAAGAUAGUUGAUCGUAUUGACAGCGACGUUGAUGGCUAUAUCACCACUGAUGAACUCAAGGCCUGGAUCAAGAGAGUACAGAAGCGUUACGUCUAUGAGAACGUCGCAAAGGUCUGGUCUGACUACGACCUGAACAAAGACAACAAGAUCUCGUGGGAUGAAUACAAGCAAGCAACGUACGGUUACUACCUCGCCAAUCCAGAAGAGUUUGAAGAUGCAACAGAUCAGUUCAGCUUCAAGAAGAUGCUUCCGCGAGAUGAACGUAGGUUUAAGGCUGCAGAUCUCAACGGCGAUUUAGCUGCAGAUCGAGAGGAGUUCACUGCUUUCCUCCAUCCAGAAGAGUUUGAGCACAUGCAGGAAAUUGUAGUUCUUGAAACUCUGGAGGACAUUGACAAGAAUGGAGAUGGUCAUGUAGAUGAGGAUGAAUACAUUGCGGACAUGUUUGCGCAUGAAGAUGGCGGCCCAGAGCCAGACUGGGUUAGAACCGAGAGAGACCAGUUUUCAGAUUUCAGAGAUCUGAAUAAAGACGGGAAGAUGGACUUAGAAGAGAUUCGUCACUGGAUCCUGCCGCAGGACUAUGACCACGCGCAGGCAGAGGCUCGGCAUCUGGUGUACGAGUCGGACACAGACAAGGACCAGAUGCUGACCAAAGAAGAGAUUCUUGAGAACUGGAACAUGUUUGUAGGCAGCCAGGCCACCAACUAUGGCGAAGACCUUACUAGGAACCAUGAUGAGCUAUGAACCCGAGCGAAGGGUGUGGAACCCUCCCUGAGGACGCAGGUACUGAACUGAGAACUGAACCUCCGUGGCAUCCAUGAAGCCAUGCCAGUGACUGACGAACUGACUGAUGUACUGCAGCUCUACCUCACAGACUGGACAUAGAGGAAUCACUGACUGAUGGCUGUAGUCCCUAAUGCACACUUA
Messenger RNA from Cyprinus carpio (common carp), 1373 nucleotides. Its product is annotated as reticulocalbin-1-like. Gene Ontology annotation, cellular component: endoplasmic reticulum. NCBI's taxonomy places the organism in Eukaryota, Metazoa, Chordata, Actinopteri, Cypriniformes, Cyprinidae. Gene Ontology annotation, molecular function: calcium ion binding. The record is from RefSeq and is a predicted model, not a curated record.